AUGCCACCGAUCUCGGAUCCGCGAGGACACAUGGGUGCUGACAGCUCCAAGAGGGCGGUCUCCCCAGUUGUGGACGAAGAUGGCUUCCAAGUCAUGCCACGCCGACGAGUCAAGGCUUCCGUCGGUUCGGCAAAAGCCAGUAAGUUGCGUGUGGUGGCCAAGCCUCCUAGGAAGAGGGCUCUUUUUGUUUCCCGAUUGCAUCCAGAGACCACCAGCGACGAACUAUCGGAAAUUGUGUCUAGUGCUCUAGAAUGCCAGAGCUUCUCUUGCACUAAACUGGUAGCUAGAUUCCUAAACCUAAAUGCUCGAAGUGUUGCCAAUAAAGCGGUAGAGCUUGAAGGUGUUUUAUUGGCAUUUAACCCUGAUGUGGCAAUUAUAACAGAAACUUGGCUGCACGAUCAAAUACCUGAUAAUGACGUUUUUCCUCAUGGUUUCAAAGUAUUCCGACGGGAUCGUGGCUCAAGAGGGGGAGGGGUCGCUCUUUUUAUCAAGGACACCAUUCCAUGCAUGUCUAUUGAGCACGGCCAGGACUGUGAAAUGGUCUGGGCCUCUAUACGUUUUGGUUGCCAAUCAAUGCUUGUAGGAGCAGUAUAUAGAUGUCCUCAGGCCAGUAUUGAUGUCCUACAGAGUUUAUCUGAGUUUCUUCUAACUAAAACCAAGCAAUUUUCACGUAUAGUUAUGGCCGGUGAUUUUAAUUUGCCAGAUAUAGAUUGGAAUUGCGUGAUGCCCAAUGGGAUACGCAAUCAGUCUAGGCUUCUUGUUGAUAUUGCCUUUAGUAAUAAUUUAAGUCAAGCGGUCAAGUGUCCCACACGUGUGUCAAAUGAUAGGGAAUCCUUGCUUGAUCUCGUGUUUUUAUCUGAGGUCGUUACAAGAAGUAUUCUUGACGUAUCAAUCGCGGAUGGCAUAUCUGACCAUGCAAUAGCUGUAUGUGACCUAUCUGCACCGCAGCAUGCACACAAUGAAACCGAAGGAAAAUCUUAUUGUGAUUUCAACAGGGCGAAUGAUAUCGAUAUUAUAGACUUUAUGGAAGUGGCUCUAGACAGAUUUCUUGCGUUUUACGAUGCGAACCCGGACUCAGUAGAUAAGCUUUGGCUCUUUUUUAAGUAA
Messenger RNA from Ixodes scapularis (black-legged tick), 1107 nucleotides. RefSeq lists its product as uncharacterized. NCBI's taxonomy places the organism in Eukaryota, Metazoa, Arthropoda, Arachnida, Ixodida, Ixodidae. The transcript has 2 exons. Gene Ontology annotation, molecular function: catalytic activity. The record is from RefSeq and is a predicted model, not a curated record. Bases 1 to 1107 code for a protein of 368 amino acids.